Molecule: messenger RNA, 2269 nt
Organism: Cannabis sativa
Lineage: Eukaryota; Viridiplantae; Streptophyta; Magnoliopsida; Rosales; Cannabaceae
Exons: 9
Coding region: 180-1565 (461 amino acids)
Biological process (GO): molybdate ion transport
Cellular component (GO): membrane
Molecular function (GO): molybdate ion transmembrane transporter activity
Source: RefSeq, a predicted model, not a curated record
GAAAAACAAAAGAAAGGGAGAAACGUUACAUUUGUUCUCUCUGGUCACAGAUUCAUCAUAAACAUUAUCAACCUGAAACCAAAAACUCAAAAAGGUGUAAUUUUUAUCUCUCUCUCUUUGCCCUUUCGAAACCCCAAAUUCCACCAUUGAAGACUACAGUAUCGACGACGACGACAACAAUGGAGAUUUUCUACUUCUUACUCUUUGGGGUUUUGGCACUGGUGGUGGUGACCUUAGAGCUCACAAAAACAAGCAAAGAUCGACUCAGUACAUCCCCUGCUUUCAAUGCCUUCAAGAAUAAUUACAUCCUCGUUUACUCUAUUAUGAUGGCCGGGGAUUGGUUGCAGGGUCCAUAUGUUUACUAUCUUUAUAGCCAAUAUGGAUUUGGAAAGGGAGAGAUUGGUCAGCUUUUUAUAGCUGGGUUCGGAUCGUCUAUGAUUUUCGGGACAAUUGUUGGAUCUCUUGCUGACAAACAGGGCCGGAAGAGGGCGUGUAUUACUUACUGCAUUAGUUAUAUUUUAAGUUGUGUCACCAAACAUUCUUCGGACUACAAAGUUUUAAUGCUGGGACGGGUUUUGGGAGGCAUUUCAACUUCUUUACUCUGCUCGGCUUUUGAAUCUUGGCUUGUUGCUGAACACAACAAGAGAGGCUUUGAUCAGAAAUGGCUUUCAAUAACAUUUUCAAAAGCAAUAUUUGUUGGUAACGGUCUGGUUGCCAUUGUAUCUGGGCUGUUCGGGAAUCUUCUAGUACAUACACUUGAAUUUGGUCCUGUAGCACCAUUUGAUGCUGCUGGAUGUUUUCUUGCAAUUGGGAUGGGCAUUAUAAUGUAUUCAUGGACUGAAAAUUAUGGAGAUCCAUCAGAAAAUAAGAGCCUUUUUGCCCAAUUUAAGGGUGCUGCUGUGGUUAUCGCUUCUGAUGAGAAAAUUGCGUUGCUUGGUGCUAUUCAGUCCCUAUUUGAGGGUUCUAUGUAUAUAGUUGUGUUUCUUUGGACCCCUGCUUUGAGUCCAAACGAUGAGGAAAUUCCGCAUGGAUUCAUUUUUGCAACAUUCAUGCUGGCCUCAAUGCUUGGUAGCUCUAUUGCAUCUCGAUUGAUGGCUCGUUCAUCUUUCAAAGUUGAAAGCUACAUGGAGAUUGUGUUUGUAAUCUCUGCAGCAUCCCUCCUACUUCCGAUCGUAACAAAUUAUGUGGUUGUGCUUUCCAGUUUCAAAGGUGGAAGUCUCCCACUUUCGGGUUGUAUUCAACUCAUCGGCUUUUGCACAUUCGAGGCCUGUGUUGGAGUGUUUUGGCCUUCUGUCAUGAAAAUGAGGUCCCAAUACAUUCCCGAAGAGGCUAGAAGCACGAUUAUGAACUUCUUCCGCAUUCCUCUCAACAUCUUUGUGUGCAUUGUUCUGUACAAUGUUGAUGCUGUUCCCAUCACUAUAAUGCUCGGCAUGUGCUCCAUUUUCCUUGCUAUAGCAGCUGUGCUGCAAAGGCGGCUCAUGAUGAUCGGAGAGAGUCACAGAUCAAAAACCGAAGAAUGGACAGCAAUAGACAAGAACAAAGAAGAAGAGCCAUUAAAUGCCUAAACACUCCCCAAGAAAGAAAGACCUGUAAUUUUUUAAGCCUAAACUCAGCCACUCAGCCCAAGUCUCACUAUCAAUUGCCCUGGCUAUCUAUUCUUUUUUCGGCUAUUUAACCAUUGUGGAUUGGUACAAGCUUCAUAGGAAUAGAGAGAAUUUUGUGGGGAGUCGAUCGUUGGCCAAUAACAUUAACAAAUUAUAUCAAUAGUUACAACAUUUAGAUAGUAUCAGCUGGUGUCGGGUAAAACUUCUCGCUUAUGUUGUUGAGUCUUGACUGACAUUAGCGUAUUUGUUUAAGCGAAAGCCGUUAUACAAAUGGUGUUCUUUUGGUCUUUGUGUCAUUGUUUAAUUCUUAUUCUUUUCUUUCCCAACAAUACAGAUAUUUUGACCCUUUCUAUACACAAAAUCUUCUUUACUCUAUAAGCUGAGCCAACCCCGUCACCCUGUCUCGAAAUCUUUUUAUCAUCGUCGUCAUGAGUUUGAAGAAACUGAGCAACAAAAGUUGCAGCAGCUCAGCUCAUGAUAUGCUGAAAUUUGCAAUUAGUUAUUCUGGUUUUUUUAGGGAAUUUGGCAUUUUUAAGUGAUAAUUAAGACUAUUUUUUUACAUGAGCAAAGUUAUGAAAGUCUGGAUUAUCUGUGUAGUUAAAUUAUAGCAAAAUUUGAUAGCCCUGAUGAGGCCAUUUCAAUUGAUUAAUGUCAAUUUUGACUGA